This is a messenger RNA of Rangifer tarandus platyrhynchus (Svalbard reindeer), 303 nucleotides long. The record is from the annotation of a GenBank genome assembly. NCBI's taxonomy places the organism in Eukaryota, Metazoa, Chordata, Mammalia, Artiodactyla, Cervidae.
AUGGCAGUGAUGCGGACUCCACGGGUGGGCCAGCGAGGCCUCACCGGGCUGCACUGUGGCCGGAGGGCGGCAGGGGCGCACGAAGGAGGCGCAGGCCGAGAUAUGGACAUGCUGUGCUCCCUAAACGAAUCGCUGGCCUGUCCCUGGGUGUCAGGGGGUGGUUUUGGCCUCCUUGUCGUCUCUGAGAUAACAAUGAUGGAGCGUUGUGUUCUGCCUCCCGGACUCUACGAAGAUGGAGACAGGUCCAUGCGGUCUGCGUGCCUUCCCUCCUCCACCAGGAGGAAGACUCGACCUUGCCGUUGA